Messenger RNA from Cotesia glomerata, 2356 nucleotides. RefSeq lists its product as uncharacterized. The coding region runs from base 557 to 2317 and encodes 586 amino acids. Gene Ontology annotation, molecular function: zinc ion binding. Lineage: Eukaryota; Metazoa; Arthropoda; Insecta; Hymenoptera; Braconidae. The record is from RefSeq and is a predicted model, not a curated record. The transcript is spliced from 9 exons.
UAUUCAGUGUUCAGUGAUUGGCCGUUCGCAACCCAGUGAUUGGUCGCGAUGAAAAUUAUCAAAGUUAUAAAGGUACAACUAAUUACUUUUUUUUAAUUGUAACUAACAAAACACUCAUUGAUUGUCUAUUGCGCCCAAGUACUGUUAAAAAUUAGUGUCCGUUAAUCAUUGCAGAGUAUCAAUCAUCGUCAUAAUGUUUGUUGUGCUAUAAUGAUUAUUGUUAUUAAUUAUUGAAGCGUCAUGUUGACCAGUUCGUCCGAUUGCCAGAGUACAUAUUGAGUGCAGGUGUACUGACGCUCGGUAUUUAUUUGUGACAAGUGUAGUUUCUUUAGCUUGAGUCUGAGUGCUGGUGACCUUAUCAUUGUCAUCAUCAUCAUCAUCAUCGUAAUCUUCAUAACGUCGCUAAAUAUAUAUGUAUAAAUAAUAUACAUACGUGUAAAUUAUUACAAGUAUAUAUUUAUAUUCUUGUACUAGAAUUGGGACUUUCAUUCAACUUAAUUGUGCAACAACGUCAAAACGUGAACUGCUGGGCAGUUCGUGGCGUCUUUGAGAUACGAUGGAUCAAAUGAUUGCAUUGAGCACUCAAAAUCCACUGUCAUUGCUAAUGAAAUUCGGAAUGAUGGCCUGGAAUAGUACUUGCAAUGAUAAUUGUUCUGGCCAUGGAGAGUGUCAUAACGGGACUUGUUUAUGUGAGAUACAAUUUGAUGGCAGCGAUUGCCAUGUCCCGAAUUCGAGCUACUACAUAGCAUUUGCGACAAUGUUUUUCAUACUUGCGUUUGUUUGUCUAACGCAACUGGUGAUGUGCAUUGUUGCUGAGUGGCAGAAAAUGAAAGCACCCUCAUUUUUGCGCGCUUGCAGAGUAACUACCCAGAAAGUGCUGUACUUUAUUGUCUUUCUAGCAACUGCUGUACGAGGAGCUUACUUUACUUGCCCAACUGCAUUCGCAGAGGGCUGGUCGAGAACACUAUCAUCAACCUACUACCCACUGUUACUAAGCGGAUCAUCUUUAAUAGUUUGUUUCUGGGCAGAAGUAUUUCAUGUCCCGGAUAUCCGCACAGAGAAACCACUUUUCUUAUCAAAAUCUUUCUUAGCAUUCGUCGUUUUCAAUAUCAUAAAUUACUCUUUACUGCUCGCUGAGUUUAUCACGUCCCAGAUGAAAUCGGAAGUCGACCAGAGCUUCUAUACAAAUGUUUUCAAUGGUUGUUAUGCUGUACUGCUAUUUAUUGUCGUUGUUUUUUAUUUGAUUUACGGCGUUGAAGUAUUUUUCAAGAUUCGUGGUGGUUUUAUUGUUAAAUAUCAAGAAAUAUCGAUUGCAACAAAUGUCCGUACUCCGGGUGAAGAUAAAAAUAAUGAGGAACCAACAACCGCUAAAUUAUUUGAGCCAACGCCAUCGACUUCCGCAGAACCUAUUAAUGUUUCUCAUUAUGUGAACACAUCGCAAUUGAAUCAGUCACGAUUUGGAAUCCUGUCACAGGCAUUUAUGUUAUUCAUCGUAAUAGCAUUUUUGUUUAGUGAAACAUUGAGUGAAUUUUGGAAAACCAAGGUUCCAUUAGUCAGUCGUAAUUACCACAAUGUUGUUUUUCGUAUAAUUGAAGUUGGUGUAGCUCUCUGGUUCCCUUGUGUGCUUUGGAACUGUAUGAGCCCGGAACGUUUGUGGAUACUAAACCCAAAAAGAAUUUUAAAACACUUGGAUUUGGACCAAUCAAAGUAUCCGAAAGAAGGAGAGCUCCAGGAAAAGCGUUGCUCAGUUGACACUAAAUUGCUCACUGAUAAUGCAUCUGUCAGCAGUAAAGAUUGUUGGAUCUGCUAUGACAGCGAGACACAGGAUGCUGGCCCGUUGAUACAGCCGUGUCAGUGUCGGGGUGAUGUUAGUACUGUUCAUCAUGAUUGCCUGCGUCGAUGGCUAGUUGAGAGCUCAAUGAAUGCAGAUAGUUUGACGUGCAAAGUCUGCGGUAGCAAGUACAAUGUUGAACAUGCCACUAAAUUGGAUUGGCAAAAUAGCAUGACGCCGCGUCAUUGGAUUACAACAAUUGCUACGGUAACAGCAAUGUGCGGAUCAUUUGCGGCUGCUUGGAUACUUAUUCAAUUUGUCGAAAGUCCAAUCAUACGUAUGCUUGCUGCUGGUGCUGCUCUGCUGGUUAUGUAUGUCUGUAUAAGAUUUCUAAGUCUCAAUACAGUAGUGGCUUAUCAGCGCGCUAAAAUAUCAGCAUUAAACAUCGUAAGUUCUGAUUGCGGUAACACUAAAGGGGAACCGGUUAACACCGUCAGCAAUACAGUAGCACUAAACCUGCCCAAAACAGAUCCUACUACAGUGUGAAUAAUUAUAAGAAUGAUGAUAGUCCUUCCCCUGAUCGGU